Nymphaea colorata (pocket water lily) is the source of this 483-nucleotide messenger RNA. RefSeq names its product receptor-like protein 54. Gene Ontology annotation, molecular function: protein binding. Lineage: Eukaryota; Viridiplantae; Streptophyta; Magnoliopsida; Nymphaeales; Nymphaeaceae. The transcript has a single exon. The coding region runs from base 1 to 483 and encodes 160 amino acids. The record is from RefSeq and is a predicted model, not a curated record.
AUGACGACUUCCAAGAUCUGGCAUUUUCAUGCAGAUAUAAUAGGUCAUGCUUUUGGUUUUGGUCCAUCAUGGGAAGUGGCAAUGACAAUCAAAGGAAAAACAUUAAGUUACCGAAAUGAAAUUUGGUUCCUCAAGACCACAAUUGACCUUUCCAACAACUACUUUGAGGGUGAGAUUCUUGAAGAGAUUGGAGACCUUAAAUGGCUCCAUGCACUAAGAAUUUCAAACAACAAGCUUAGAGGGUCAAUUCCUAAGAACUUUGGUGGUCUCCAACAACUAGAAUCAUUGGAUCUGUCUCAUAACUACUUUUCAGGUGAAAUACCAGAAGAACUUACUAAACUGAAUUUUCUUGAGUACCUAAAUCUGUCAUAUAACAACCUUGCUGAAAGAAUCCCUCAAUCAACACAAUUUUCCACCUUCGAUAAUCGGAGCUUCGAAGGGAAUCCAAGUCUCUGUGGCCCUCCAUUUUUUGCUGCCCUGUGA